This is a messenger RNA of Cloeon dipterum, 3516 nucleotides long. Its product is annotated as TWiK family of potassium channels protein 7-like. Gene Ontology annotation, molecular function: potassium ion leak channel activity; outward rectifier potassium channel activity. The transcript has 9 exons. Gene Ontology annotation, cellular component: plasma membrane. Gene Ontology annotation, biological process: stabilization of membrane potential; potassium ion transmembrane transport. Lineage: Eukaryota; Metazoa; Arthropoda; Insecta; Ephemeroptera; Baetidae. The record is from RefSeq and is a predicted model, not a curated record. The coding region runs from base 358 to 1764 and encodes 468 amino acids.
GUCGUGCUCGCGAGCAGAGGUCCCGCAGCAGCUGCCCUCCACCACCGGACUCCUCUUCAAUCCUCUGCUUGCUGUCUGUGCGAUUUGGAUGCUUUCGUGACCAAGUAACAAACCACGCUAGCCUGCGCCGACUGCGAGAAAAUUACUCGGAAUUCCGGAACGGAAUUUCCUGAUUUGUUGUUGUGGUUGCGUCGGCAGGAACUUGCAAUUCUCGCCCUGUGCGUGUGCCGGCCGCAGCUGCCUUCGAGGAGCAGGUACAUCAGAUCAAAGCAGCCUUGAGGGAAUUAGAUGCCGAUAUGGAGACAUUUCCACCGAAAAUGGUGUUAGAAUGACCUUGACUGCAACUGGGACGCCACCAUGAUGGAGAACGCGGGCAGCGUGGCCUCAAUCCGGCGGGUGCCGGCUCGAUCGUACUCUGAAUACCAGUACCAUUACCGCAGCCCUUCGACGCCGACGGCGGCCACGACGGCCAACGGGGUGGGCAGUGCAGGCAGCGGCCGCAAGGAGCGCGGUGGCUGCCGCUGCUGCCGCAAGUGUUGCUCGGCGCCCACGGCCUCCACCCUGGGCAACCUGGGCGUCUGCUGCCUCGUGCUCGGCUACACUGUGCUGGGCGCUUUCACCUUCAUGGCCCUCGAAGGUGGCCACACUCGCGGACACGUAUCACAACAGAAUCACCACGAUCGGAUGGAAAAGAUGAUGAACGAUGUACGAACCCAAACCGUGGAGAAACUGUGGACAAUCACAGAAGCGCUCAACAUCCUGUACAAAGACAACUGGACGCAGCUGGCCACCCACGAGGUCAUCAAGUUCCAAGACUCGCUGGUGCACACGCUCAGAACCGGUGGUCAAGCAAACCAGAAUUAUCGAGCUGGCACGUCAGGGUCCCUGGCUAUCAGUGGACCUCACGCUAACCACCGCUGGACGUUUUCAUCAUCAUUUUUAUACUCUCUCACACUAAUCACCACCAUCGGUUAUGGUGGUGUAACGCCGAAAACCACAUGGGGUCGCAUCGUGACCAUAGUUUACGCGCUUGUUGGCAUCCCCUUGAUGCUCGUUUACCUGUCAACGGUGGGCGACCUGCUCGCGAGAAACUUCCGCCGCCUCUACGGCAAGCUGUGCAGCUGCAGCAGUGGAGGCAGCUCCGCCUCCAACUCGGCAAACAACAGCGGAAAACCUUCGCCCAACGACAAUUACAGAGUGCGGCACAUUUCAUCUAAACAGAACAGUGUGGAUGGCGGCCUAAAACUUCACCCCGAGGAAGAGCUAGUCAAGCUGGAGCGCAACCACCCACUCGACUUUCCCUCGGACACGCCGUCCGACUCGAGGCAGAACUUUGUGCUGCAGCAUCACCACCCGCAAAGGCAGCGCGUGCCAAUGACGCUGUGCCUGGCGCUGAUAUCCGCCUACAUCGGCGGCGGUGCCGUGCUGUUUCAAAAACUCGAGAAUUGGUCGCUGCUCGAGGGCUCCUUUUUCUGCUUCACGAGCCUUGGCACCAUCGGUUUCGGAGACCUUCUGCCCGGGGUGCAGCCAAACAUGCCAGCCAGAAAUGCGCAGGUGUCAAUUUUGUCGACGUCUGCGUACUUGCUGGUCGGAAUGGCGCUGAUCGCGAUGUGCUUCAACCUGCUGCAGGACGAGGUGGUGGCCGUCGGCCGCCGCAUGGGCCGUCUGUGCGGCCUGGUGCGGCGUCGGCGACGCCACCACGAAGAGCACUCCGAGUCAGAGGUGGACGACCUGGCGAUGGCUGUCGUCUCCGGCACGUCCUGACGUAAUAACCCUGACAUGCCCGGUACCUCAGAUACCAUGUUGACGCCCCCGCCGACAGCUGCCCUGCACCACAGUCUUCCGCGUCGCCGCCCCCCUGACAUGAUCAGCCCUGGACAGGCGAACACGGUUGAGUACUUUGUGCCGCGCAGUGUCAGUGACUUCAACCUGCCGGCGCUCAGUGAAACUAGCCUCAACAAUGCCUCCUCCACGAUCAUCCCACCGCCACCCCUGGUGGAUGGAAGUGUGGGUCCACUGCCAGCGUUGGUAGGAGGCGGCCGCCUUUGCAACACAACCCCACGCAGAAUGCCCUCCGAGCAGAGGGUAGUUGGCGUCGGCCGAGAAAAGAUGGUGACUUUUGAGGACGACUUAACGCCGAACAGAGGUAAACUCGCCGGCGUUGAGGACGUUUUCAUGUGACAGCAACAAUAAUCCAAGGCGGAUUUCAAGGAAGACAGCUGCUGUUCCUGUUGUGAUACCGUGGAAAUGUCUUUCUGAUUUGUCGGCCGUUUCCCGGUGAGAUGCCAAUUGAGUGUGGAGAAGACUAUUAUAGAGUGUGCUCAUGUUACUCUAACUGUGAAUUAGAUGUUGUCGCACCUGCUCUUCGAUUUGGAUUCUCAAGUUUAAGAGCACGUGAUCUGAUGGACAGAUUUUAUACUUCAGUUGAAAUAAUUGUGUACAUAUAAAUUUAUAGAAAAUGAUACAUAUAUAUAUAUGAUCAUCCGUUUCUUUCCUGCCUCAAUUUAAGUUGAAGCAGCGAUUACAUGUGGUCAGACUUGCAAGGAAAUAAACGUCAGUGUUCGUUAUUUUUCCCUUUUGUGGGAAAGAGACUGUAUAUUAAUGAAAUAAGCAUUGGAAUUUCAUAAUCAUCCCAAAAGUAGCACAAAAAAGACCAAAAUUAUGGAUGUUCUGUUCAUACUUUCUGGAAUUGAUUUCUAAGCAUAAAUCAAGAAAUUUCCCACCGUGUAUUUCAAACUGCAUCCGGACAAAACAAAAGAAAUACUGUUUCAGUCAGGUUUAAUUUUAUGGAUUUUUUUGUUAUCCCAAAUAGGAAAAAUGUUAAAACCACUUGUUACUGGCGAUGGUGCUUGCAACAUCAUAGUUGAUGUUUAUUAUGGACAUAUUAUAUAAAUUUUCUAUUGAUCUGGAAACACUGGAAACUGUAACUGUAAAUAACGCAAAUAAAUGCCGCUCCGUAUAUUUAAAUGUGCAUUAUAAAUCUCUUAUUAAAAUUGAAAAACUUGCGGCGAGUUUGUAUUUAAAUCUAUUUCGAUGAAUUUAAUAUAAGUAUCAUAAAUCCAAAACAAAAUUAUUUUAAAAGACAAACACACUUAUUUGGGUGUGAUAACUCUUUGAUAAUCAUUAUACUUAACUGCAUUUUAUUGCUUUUGACUGAACCUGAAUAUAAGUAGGAGGGAAAAUGUCAAAUUCUUGAGUGUUGCUAUUUCUAUACCACAAAUCUGUAUUGAUGCUGUCCUAAUAUUUUGUAAUUAAUUUGAUCAUAUUCAAUUAUUUAUAUUUCAGACGAAAUUAUAACAACAACGCUUUUGUGAAAAACCACCUGCUGUCUGAUCUCGUUUGUUGCGAAGAGUUUCAUAUUCAAAAGACUUUUUUGGAUUGAAAAAAUAUUAAAUGAGCAUUCCUUCAACUCAGAAUUUAAAAAUAAAAUAUUGUGAGCCCACGAUAUCAUUUUUAGAACUUGCCGUGUUGGAGUGUUGUAACUGUUUUGGAAAAAAUAAAAUUAAUUAGAUUGUU